Messenger RNA from Rattus norvegicus (Norway rat), 2268 nucleotides. Its product is annotated as similar to RIKEN cDNA 1700022C21. Lineage: Eukaryota; Metazoa; Chordata; Mammalia; Rodentia; Muridae. The record is from RefSeq and is a predicted model, not a curated record.
CUGUCUGUGUACUGUAGCUGAGUUCCUAGGUUCUCUAGUUGCUGAGAUCAGAGGGAAGUGCAUUGCUUGCCAACAGACUAUAUCAUCAUACACCACCUCACAGUGGGCUCCUUCCUGGACAGUGAUGACACACAGAAGGCACUGACUGCUCUGUGUUGCCUUAGAAACCAACCCCAGGAUCAACAGUGGGUAGCUGAAAAUCUGAAUUGAAGGCAGAAAUUCUUUACAGACCAGAGAAUGAGAAGUUCAAGCUCAGGGAGGAGAGGCAGUGGGGAGGAGUAAAGAACACGAUGCUAUUCUUGAAGCUGGAGAACAGUAGAGCGAUUGCUGAAGCCAAGAGCGCUGAGGGGAAAGAGCGCCAGACCACAGAGCCAGCACAAGUAACCACUGGGGCUUCGAGAAUAUGCAGCAAAAGACUACCACAGCAGGACACAACACUGAGGGCUGUCACCUCACAGUCACCCAUGGUGACAGACUCAGAGUGGUUUGGUCUGAAUCCAGAGGAACAAUUGGCCUGGGCUAAGAGUUCUCAAGACCCUCGGAUUGCAGUCGGACCCUAUUCCCCACUAGAAAAGAAAAUUAAGGGUUUAGGUGGCACCCAUGCUUCACGAGUGAGAAAACUGUUAGUCCAGGAGUUGCAACAGGAGAGUGAAACAGUUGAUAAACUUAAGACCAUGUCUUUUGACUUCCGGUUUGCUAAAGCAGAUUCCUACUACUAUCAACGGCAUCAGGAAAUGAUCAGAGAAGCGUGGAAUUACAAACCAGACUCGGAAUGGGACAAUAACCCAGAGGGAGAAAAGAAACCAAAAUGCAAAAAACCAGAGAAUGGUAAAAAACAGGAGUACCUAGUGCCCGAGAGGGAAAUGAGUCAGAUAGAGAAGCACAUACACAGAGCUGAGCGGGCUAGAGGCCUCAGGGACCAAAAAUACCGACUGAUCCCUCAGAACAUUCCAAAUGAGAUGUUUUCCCCAAAAUCAUUAGUGCCAGAGGACGAAAAGAAUAAAAACAUCCAGAAAACACACAAAACCAUACCCAAAAAGCCUAAAGUAGAGUGGGCGAAGGAGCAGAUGAAACAACACAGAGACCGGAUGGUGAGAGGCAGAGCGCUCACCGAGCAGAGAAAGGACCAGAAGAAGACGCCAAUGUUAACCAGCCACGCCCGCCCUCACUUAAAACCCAAAGGGAAGAAAAAGGAAAAGAAAGAGUUUGAAAAGGUCAUAGCUUAUCCCAUCUACCAGCCUUCCAACGAAUCACUUAUAGAAGUGACAGUUCUGAUGGAAAAGUCGAAGGCGGAAAACGUACAAAAACCACUCCAAAGGGAACUCCUGAGUAUGCCACCAUUUUUGAAAAGUCAACUAAAGAGAAAUAAAAAGCUUAAGCCAUCUCCUUGAGUAUUGUCCUUUCUUUCUCAGACUAGCACCUUUCAUAGUAACCAGUACAAGGAACUUAUAGAAACCAGACAUUAAAGGGGGAAAUGGCAGCUCUACACACACACACACACACACACACACACACACACACACACGCCUGGUGUUGUAGACACAAACUGGUGUGUUGAGACCACAAGCUGUAUGUUUCAUUUUCUCUGGGCUAAGGAGUAAGAAACUUAAAUGAGGACAGAAUGACAGCUAAUGGUAUAAGACCUGGGGGGGGGGGGGGGGGCGGGGUCUAGUUUUUUGGGUUUUUCUUGUUUUUUUGGUGAUGGUUGCAUGCCCCAUUGAUUUUAAGACACCAAAUCACAUCCCAAUUGAAUUGGAUUGAGUGUGUACUCUCAACCAAGCUGUUCUGACAGAAAAAGAAAGGAUCGCUAGUGUUUACAGGCAAGCAAAUCCAGAAAAUGUAGACAAAGGGCCUAUCAUCCUGCCAAGAUUCUAAAGGUUGUUACAAAGUUUACACUUCUAAAACCCUGCAGGCAGAGCAGGGGAGACAUCUCAGCAGGCGAGAGUGCUUGUUACCCAACCGACAGGACUUGAAAUCAGAUCCCCAGCUCUCAUGUAAAGGUCAGACAUGGACACACGUCUGUAAUCCCGGUACUCUCAUAGCUAGAUAGAAAAAAGGUGGAAAUAAAAUCCCCAGAAACCUUAUGGGCAGUAAGUAGUUCCCAGUGCGGCAGCAAACAAAAGAAACCCUGCCUCAAAAGAGGUGGCAGGGGGCUGGGGAUUUAGCUCAGUGGUAGAGCGCUUACCUAGGAAGCGCAAGGCCCUGGGUUCGGUCCCCAGCUCCGAAAAAAAGAACCAAAAAAAAAAAAAAAAAAAAAAAAAAAAAAAG